AUGGGUUUAAAUAUGGCAAUAAAUCUGGAUGUACGUGAGCUAGUGGUGUUGGGAGAUUCCGAUUUGCUCAUUCAACAAAUUCAAGGUGAAUGGGAAACUAGAGAUAUCAAACUCAUUCCAGACAAACAAUGUUUAGAGGACCUCAGCAAAAGGUUUAAGUCUAUCGAGUUUAGAUAUAUUCCAAAAUUCCAUAAUGAGUUGGUUGAUACUCUGGCUACCUUAGCUUCCAUGCUCCCAUACCCAGGAAAUACGUAUAUCGACCCAUUGGAGAUACAGAUAAAAGAUCAACAUGGUUAUUGCAACAUAAUUGAUGCAGAGCCAGAUAAUGAGCCCUGGUACUAUGAUAUCAAAUGUUUCUUGAAGUCAAAAGAGUAUCCAAUACACGCCAAUGCCAAUCAAAAAAGGACUAUUAGGCGACUUGCUAAUGGUUUCUUCUUAAGUGGGGAGAUUCUAUACAAACGAACUCCAGAUUUGAACUUGUUGAGAUGUGUUAAUAUUCAGGAAGCUGAAAGAAUAAUGAAUGAGGUACAUUCGGGAGUAUGUGGUUCGCACAUGAAUGUCUAUAUUUUAGCAAAGAAGAUUACACGGGCAAAAUACUAUUGGUUGACUAUGAAGCGAGACUAUUUUUGUUUUGUUCGCAAGUGUCAUCAGUGCCAAAUUCACGGUGAUUGGAUUUAUUCACUACCUUCAGAGUUAUAUCCCAUGUCCGCUCCUUGGCCCUUUAUUUCUUGGGGCAUGGAUGUAAUUGGUCCAGUAGAACCAAAAUCUUCUAAUGGGCAUCGAUUCAUACUGGUCACUACUGACUAUUUCACCAAAUGGGUAGAAGCUGCUACUUGCAAAUCAGUCACGAAGAAAGCAGUAGUAGAUUUUGUUCAGUCCAACAUUAUAUGUCAUUUUGGAUAUCGUACAACUAUUCGUACAUCGAUUGGUGCAACUCCUUAUUUACUAGUCUAUGGGACUGAAGCUGUGAUACCUGCAAAAGUUGAAAUUCCUUUACUUCGAAUCAUUGUUAAAGCUGAGAUUGACGAUACUAAAUAG
Messenger RNA from Capsicum annuum, 1038 nucleotides. RefSeq lists its product as uncharacterized. The record is from RefSeq and is a predicted model, not a curated record. Gene Ontology annotation, molecular function: RNA-DNA hybrid ribonuclease activity; nucleic acid binding. The transcript has 2 exons. Bases 1 to 1038 code for a protein of 345 amino acids. Lineage: Eukaryota; Viridiplantae; Streptophyta; Magnoliopsida; Solanales; Solanaceae.